GCAGUCCAUUUCUAACAGCCACCAGGGGCAGCUGCUCCCAGGCAGAAGACUGUACCCACAGCGGCUGUGGUGACAUGGCGCUGCGAUGGGGCAUCGUGUCAGCUGGCUUAAUCGCCCACGACUUUACCACCAUGCUGUGCUCACUGCCUCCCUCGGAACACCAGGUAGUAGCAGUGGCUGCAAGGGACCUGAACCGAGCAAAGGAGUUUGCCAAGAAACACAAUAUCCCCAAGGCAUAUGGCUCCUACAAGGAGCUAGCAAAGGACCCAGACGUGGAGAUUUCGUACAUUGCCACCCAGCAUCCCCAGCACAAAUCAGCGGUGCUUCUCUGCCUGGCAGCGGGCAAGGCUGUUCUUUGCGAAAAACCCAUGGGUGUGAAUGCAGCAGAGGUUCGGGAGAUGGUUGCAGAGGCCCGUUCUCGGGAUGUCUUCCUUAUGGAGGGCAUCUGGAGCCGGUUUUUUCCCGCCAUGGAGGCUUUGCGGGAAGUUUUGGCCCAAGGAACUAUUGGGGACGUACAAGUGGCUGGGGUGGAAAUGGGGAUGAAUAUAACUAUUUUUGCGCUGAAGCCGGAGAAGAUUUCAGCCAUGGGAAACAUUCAUGAAACAGGUGUGGACAGCACUGUCAGUGUGCUUCUUCAGUACCCAGGAGGGCUCCACGGCAGCUUCACCUGUAGCAUCACUUUCAAACUCCCCAACACAGCAUAUGUGACUGGCACCAAGGGCAUGGCUCAGAUUCACAAAACAUGGUGCCCAAUGGAGCUGGUGGUGAAUGACGAGCACAAAGAGUUCCCUUCUCCUGUCCUCGGGAAAGGGUACAAUUUUAUGAACGGAUCAUGCCUGAGUUAUGAAGCCAACCACGUCCGCGAGUGCCUUCUUAAAGGUCUUAAGGAAAGUCCUGUAGUUCCUCUGGCAGAGAGUGAGCUCAUGGCUGAAAUCCUUGAGGAGGCGAGGAAGGCUAUUGGAGUCACCUUCCCCCAGGAUAAAUGCUGAUGCUGCUCCUGGGUCGAACGUAGCAAUCAAUAAUUUUUCCUACUUGGGACACCCUAGCUUGACCCUAAUUGCUUUGGAGUUAUUUUUGCAAAACAGCCCGAGUUCUCACGUUGGAGACCUCUCCCUUUCUGGGCUCUUAAAAUACACCUUGCUUAGCCGGGCGUUGGUGGCGCACUCCUUUAAUCCCAGCACUCAGGAGGCAGAGGCAGGCGGAUCUCUAUGAGUUCGAGGCUAGCCUGGCAUAACUGGGCAGAGGGCAGGCUUUUUUUUUUCUGGGUUUUUUUUUCGAGACAGGGUUUCUCUGUGGCUUUGGAGGCUGCCCUGGAACUAGCUCUUGUAGACCAGGCUGUUCUCGAACUCACAGAGAUGAGGGUAGGCUUUUAUAGCAUCUUUGAAGCAUGCUCAAUGGGCUAGUGGAAAAGUCCAGAGUAUUAACCCUGGGGGUGGGGAUUUCCAAGUACCAGGACAGGCCAGGGGCAGUAUGAUUUUCCUACAAA
Cricetulus griseus (Chinese hamster) is the source of this 1486-nucleotide messenger RNA. The record is from RefSeq and is a predicted model, not a curated record. NCBI's taxonomy places the organism in Eukaryota, Metazoa, Chordata, Mammalia, Rodentia, Cricetidae.